UUUGUCACUGGUUUGUAUUUCAGGGGGUCCUCCUGUGUUUUCAGCACUGCAGCUCAGCAGAGAAGUACAGGAGAUGAGUGUGGCCCAGAAGAUCCCCAUGAUGAACCCAAGCAUCCCCUUUCUGACUGUGCCUUAGAGCACAAAGCCCUCAAAUUGGAAGAACAAGUCCGGGAUUUAACUGAGCGAUACCGGAAAGCCUUGGCAGAUUCUGAGAAUGUCCGGAGGAGAACGCAGAAGUUUGUGGAAGAUGCCAAGCUCUUUGGGAUCCAGAGCUUCUGCAGGGACCUUGUGGAGGUAGCAGAUAUCUUGGAGAAGACUACUGAGAGCGCUGCAGAAGAAGCGGAGCCUAGUAAUCCGAGUCCAACCCUGAAGAAAAUCUACGAAGGCCUCUCUCUCAUAGAGGCCAAAUUGCAAAGUGUAUUUGCCAAACACGGCCUUCAGAAGAUGAACCCUGUUGGUGGCAAAUAUGAUCCGUAUGACCAUGAAAUAGUCUGCCAUGUUCCAGCUGAGGGAAUGCAGCCGGGCACAAUAGCACUGGUGACUCAGGAUGGCUAUAAACUCCAUGGUCGCACUAUCAGACACGCACUCGUCGGCGUGGCAGUAGAGUCGCAGGAAUGACGUGGGCUUACCCAUUGGCAUCUGGGACUUUACUGAGCUGAGGACCCCUCAGCACUCAGUCACAACUGCAGCUGCAUGUCUUUACUUAUUUAUUAAGCUAGGUUUGUAUUGUAUGUUGGCUUCUUUAUAAUGUGUGCAGUCAUUUUGCCAUUAAUUCUAAGGUACUUGUAUAU
Tauraco erythrolophus (red-crested turaco) is the source of this 791-nucleotide messenger RNA. The record is from RefSeq and is a predicted model, not a curated record. NCBI's taxonomy places the organism in Eukaryota, Metazoa, Chordata, Aves, Musophagiformes, Musophagidae.